Diachasma alloeum is the source of this 539-nucleotide messenger RNA. RefSeq lists its product as uncharacterized. The transcript is spliced from 2 exons. The coding region runs from base 34 to 306 and encodes 90 amino acids. NCBI's taxonomy places the organism in Eukaryota, Metazoa, Arthropoda, Insecta, Hymenoptera, Braconidae. The record is from RefSeq and is a predicted model, not a curated record.
ACCAGUAAACAUCAAAAAACCAACAUAAUCAACAUGUUCAAGCUGGCUGUUUUCGCCGCCGUUUUGGCUAUCGCUGUUGCUGCCCCAGGAGGUCUCACCGGUCUGGUGCUCGACCACGGACUUGGACACAUCCACGCACCCCAGGUGAUUGCUCAUGCACCAGUUCAACAUGUUGCCCACGUCGUCCACCAGCCCGUUGCUCCAAUCGUCCACACCGCUCCCAUUGUCACCAAGACUGUUCUCUCUGCCCACGCCCCAGCCGUCGUCAGCUACGCCGGCCACGGACUUGGACUUGGACUUCACUGAGCAACAAUCAUCCCACCAAUCAGUCAUCUAAUCCCCCUUAAUCACCCGGUCAAAUGCUUCUCUAACUGAGGACAACGGCAGAGAGAUAACGCUAUCAUUGGAUCAACCCCCACCUUCUCCCACGAAAAAAAAAUAUGGGAAGAAAUUGUUAAUAUUCAUUCGGAUAAUGUGAGAAAAUUGUACGGCCUUGAGAUCAUCAUUUAUUCUACUGAAUUCUAUGACUUUUCUGGAUA